Molecule: messenger RNA, 1585 nt
Organism: Benincasa hispida (wax gourd)
Lineage: Eukaryota; Viridiplantae; Streptophyta; Magnoliopsida; Cucurbitales; Cucurbitaceae
Source: RefSeq, a predicted model, not a curated record
ACGAAGUUCAAAAUUUUCAGUUUCUCGAGGAAUAUGUGGGGCUUAUCCUGCUCUUUCCUUUCUUAUCCGUCGCCUAAUUUCAGAACUUCCGUUCCGGCAGCAACUCUUCGCUCCGGCACUUCUUUACCGGUGCCCCUCGAUCGGAAACAUUACACUUCCGACACCCCAUUUGCUCCUGAGGUUGUUAAGGCAGUAGACUCCUUGCAGUAUGAAUUCAGGGCAGUGGAUAAUUUGGUGGCAAGUAAUUCUACUAAAGUUCUCAAAGCCUUUCAGAAUGCUCGGUUAGGAUCUCAUCAUUUUGGAGGAUCCACUGGUUAUGGUCAUGACGAAGCUGGAGGGCGUGAGGCACUUGACAAUGCUUUUGCUGAGAUAGUUGGAGCAGAAUCUGCAAUAGUCCGAUCACAGUUUUUCUCAGGUACUCAUGCUAUUACAUGUGCUUUAUUUGCUCUUUUGAGGCCAGGGGAUGAGCUUUUGGCAGUAGCUGGUGCUCCAUAUGACACACUAGAGGAGGUCAUUGGCAAAAGAGAUUCUCAGGGGCUGGGUUCCUUGAAAGAUUUUGGAGUAGAGUAUCGAGAAGUUCCACUUGCUGAGGACGGUGGACUUGACUGGGAAAAGCUUGCAAGUGCUUUGAAACCUCAAACAAAAUGUGCACUCAUACAAAGGUCAUGUGGUUAUUCUUGGCGGCGAAGUUUAAGUAUUGACGAAAUAGGAAAAGCAAUAAGACUGAUCAAGAUGCAAAAUCCUGAUUGCUUGGUGAUGGUGGAUAACUGUUAUGGAGAAUUUGUGGAAACCACUGAACCUCCAACUGUGGGUGCGGAUUUAAUUGCAGGAAGUUUGAUAAAAAAUCCUGGUGGAACAAUUGCACCUUGUGGUGGAUACGUUGCAGGUCGUGACAAAUGGGUGAAGGCAGCUGCAGCUCGUUUAUCUGCACCCGGCUUGGGGGUGGAUUCGGGAUCUACCCCUGGUGAUAUGAUGAGGGCAUUUUUUCAAGGAUUAUUCCUUUCACCUCAAAUGGUUGGUGAGGCAGUUAAGGGAAUGAUCCUAAUAGCUGAAGUCAUGGCAUCAAAAGGCUACAAAGUCCAGCCACUUCCACGUGCACCCCGCCAUGACACUGUACAGGCUGUACAACUUGGAAGUCGUGAAGUUUUGCUUGCAUUCUGUGAGGCUGUACAGAGAAGCUCUCCUGUCGCUUCCUUUACGAAACCAGUUCCAGGAAUAACUCCUGGAUAUGCAUCAGAGGUGAUCUUUGCUGAUGGAACUUUCAUUGAUGGGAGCACAAGUGAACUUUCUUGCGAUGGACCUCUAAGAGAGCCAUUUGCAGUCUUUUGCCAGGGUGGAACACAUUGGACCCAGUGGGGCUUAGUACUAGGAGAGGUUUUGAAAUCUGUGUAAAAUAAAAAUAUUUGGUGAGUAUUUUAGUCAACCAUCCACUUCAGAAUCUUCCUUUAAUUUCUCACAAGUUUUUUCUGCCACUCAUGUGGAAACCUAAUUCAACCCAAACUUGUAGAACAUAGUAAGUAAGAAAAAUAUCUUUUUGGCAAAUUUCAUAAUCAAAAUAACAUUCUAAACUUCCUUUUUGGUGCUA